Drosophila erecta is the source of this 1106-nucleotide messenger RNA. RefSeq lists its product as uncharacterized. The record is from RefSeq and is a predicted model, not a curated record. The transcript is spliced from 4 exons. Bases 338 to 1093 code for a protein of 251 amino acids. NCBI's taxonomy places the organism in Eukaryota, Metazoa, Arthropoda, Insecta, Diptera, Drosophilidae. Gene Ontology annotation, molecular function: N-acetyltransferase activity.
AGGGUUGUGUGUAAGUAAACCAAAUUGUAAAUAAAGUCAAUUUUUGUUAAUUCAGCUUACAGCUUAAUGUAACGAUUGUACAACUCAGACUAAAUGGGCGUGCAUAUCUCUGAUUAAGUUGCCCUAUUAAGUUCGUUUCGUUGACGGUAUCAUCCAAAAACUCGCGUGCCCAUGCGAUUAGAUUUAGAUUUAAAGCUUCCAUUUGAAAUAUACAUACAUAUGUACACGUCGAUGUUGCCUAGUCGUAAACCUAUAUCGCUCAGUUAGAGACCACCACUGGACGCGAUUGCUUCAAUACUUUGCGGCUAGCUAGCUGACCGAUAGUCUUAUCGAGAAAAUGCGGAGGGAAAAUGGAAGACUCUGGGGAACCCUACACGAAGGUAAAUUUGAGGUUCGCAGUGUCACACAAUCUGACCUGGAAGAGGCGCUAGAUGUGCUUGAGGGCUCAUUUUUUCUUAAUGAAUCGGUGUGCAUUGCCUGUGAAAUUAAUUUGCCGGAAAAUCGUCAAGCCCGUUUGGAUUUGCGGGAGUUGUGCAGAAAAACCGCUCUGGAUGGUGUUUCUUUGUUAGUUAAAGAGGCGGAUACUGGUCGUGUUGUGUCAGUGUCGUUUAACAAAAUUCAGUUCGCACCACCACCUGGAGAGGAUCACUUCUUUCUUAAAUUCCGGAAUGAGGACGUUCAAAGUCCUCAGGCAAGGCGUCUAAUGGACUUUAUGAUCGAAGUUGAUGAAAGAAUUGAUGUAUGUGCCAUGUUCAACAUGGUUUGCUUCUGUGAACUGAUGUUUCUGGCCACUUUACCGAGCCACGAGCGAUUGGGUUUGGGACGCUCGUUGUCCCAGUUCACAAUUGAACUGACCAAGGAGCUGGCUGUUGGAAAGGGCCUGGAGGAUAUCGAUGAAAAGUUGAGGUCAAAACGCCCAGCUGCUGUCACCGCACUCUGGACCUCCAGUUUCUCUCAAAAAGUUGGAAAAGCAACAGACUUUAAAGUAAUUAACACGGUUUCUUAUUCGGAGUUUAUGUACAAUGGAAAGAGAUUUGACGAACGAAUCAAUCCUAUACACAAGUUUUGCGAACAUGUGAUCUACAAAUUUUAAAAUAAAAAAAUAA